AUCUACUUUACCUUUUUAUGUGUUUUAAAUUACUAUUGAUGUUUUCAAAGGGAACGGGAACCGUUCGGAAUUUAAAAGCAGUGGCUAAAGCAAGCAACCAAGAGGAUACAGUUGAUGUUUGGUGCACAAUUCUGGAUAUUAACGAUAACUAUCCUCAAUUUGAAAACCUGCCCUAUCGAUUCAACAUAUCUGAGGACACGAAAGUUGGAGAGGAGAUUUUCCGUGUGUCAGCUUCUGAUAAAGACAGUUCAGAUCAUCAUAAUAAUGCAGUUUUCUUCAGGAUCGUGGGUGGAAACACGGAUGGAACUUUUAAAAUUGAUGGUGGAACUGGGAAGAUUAUGUUAGACAAACCAGUCGAUUUCGAUGGGUCUACACGGCAAUAUAGUUUAAAUGUGACCGCAACGGAUCAGUAUGGUGCGCCUACGGGCAAUCAAAACUGGACAGUGGUUAACAUAGGAGUGACAGAUGCAGACGACCUUCCUGCGGAAUUUUCUCAAUAUUUAUAUGAAGUAUUGAUCGACGUUGAUACACCACAGGGAGGUGAAAUAAUCAGAGUGCACGCUGAAGACCAGGAUUCUAUGAAGGCUUCAGUCUCAUACGUCAUAUAUCCAGCCAGUGACCCAGAAGAAUGUUUUAAGAUCAACAACGCCACAGGAGUAAUAACAGUUAACCGAAAUCUUUCUCAAAAGUCGUAUCCUCUUAUAGUGACGGCGAAAUCAACUAAUCAACCUGUUGCAUUUGCGCUGGUUAUGAUAAAUGUUGGUUCAAUGCCCAAUCGAACAUUUGUGGCAUCAGUGAUAGAAAAUGAAGAGAAUACUACCGUGUUUGACUUAACGAACUUGGAGAAAUAUUUCAACAUCUCAGAUCCUAUAUUCGUAAUCCACCGAGGUAACGAAGGUGGCGAAUUUUUUGUAAAUGAAACCUCAAAGGAACUGCGGGUUGGCGCUCAAGGUUUGGAUAGAGAGGAACAUGACAAGUACACCUUGGUCAUGGAGCUCUUCAAAGACGGGAAAAGCAAAGGUUUUGCAAUGAUAAAUGUAAACGUGGUGGAUGUAAACGACAACACUCCAAGGUUUAAAAACCUAGCAUCAGUAAGUGUACCAGAAACCACACCCGAAGGAUCUGUUGUCCUCACGGUAACAGCCUUGGACCGAGACGCCGGACUGAGUGGUUCUGUGGUGUACGACAUGAUAGCAGGCAAUGAACGAGCUCUAUUUGCUUUGAACAAUAAAUCUGGAGAAUUAUCUUUGGUAAAACAACUCGAUUAUGAAGCCGCUGCGCAGUACGUACUCAACGUAUCAGCUUCUGAUAUGGGAGAGCCUGGGCGCCGUGCUUUCAGUGGCGUGAUUAUAAACGUGAUUGAUGCCAAUGAUAACUCUCCGGUUCUUCAAGCACGAAUCAUUCAAGUUUCUCUCGCGGAAGAUACUUCUUCUGGUUCAUUUGUUGCUCAGUGUAAUGCAUCCGACGCCGACGCGGCAGCGAAUGCGCGGAUCACUUAUCGGCUUGUAGAAGGCGCGGUCAACAGGUUCUCGAUUGAUAACAUUACAGGCGUCAUAACCACAUCCGAGUCGUUUGACAAGGAAACUGAGCCCGAGGAGUACACGCUGGUGGUGAACGCUCAAGACAAUGGACAGCAUCCCCUCUCUGAUGUUGGUUUCGUUGUUGUCCACAUCACCAACAUAAAUGAGCAUUCUCCAGUCUUCUCUCCGACAUCAUACGUAGGAGGUGUGUACAAAGAUACGACUUACUAUUCGCUGGUGACAACUGUUAAGGCGAGCGAUGCUGAUUCAGAUUCACAAUCUGCCAUUACCUUCGAACUCGUCAAUGGAAAUGGAUUGGGAUUUUUUCACGUGGAGCCUGACACAGGUCAUGUGAGAGUCGCAACCUCAUUGGCUGAUAAAGAUGGUUCUAAGUUUUCUUUAGAAGUAAGUGCCUCGGAUGGCGGGAAAAAAGCAGCCACCAACGCAAUCGUAAACAUUUUUGUUCUCCGUGAUGAAGAUUCCCUAGUUAUAAAGGCGGGGGUGGUCCCGGAAGAGAUCACGAAAGGCAGACAAAAGUUUCUUGAGAUGAUUAAAACCAUAACGGGAGGGGAUGCUUUUAUCAAAUAUCUCCAGGAAGAAAAUGGUGAAAACGCGACUCUUGUGAUUCUCCAUGCGGUGAGAGGUAACGAUGUAAUGUCGGGAUUUGAUAUUACAAGAGCUCUUUCAGACAACGAAGAACUUUUGAAAACCACAUAUAAAUUGUUCAAUAUACUAUGGUACCGGCCACCAGACGGACCUCCUUCAGCGGAGGCUCGAACGGGGACUGAGGACGAGUUAUCUGCUUUGGUCGGAGCCUUGAUCUGCUUUGGUGUCAUUAUUGGUGUAGGAGCGAUGUUUAUUAUAAUUAUAUUGAUCAUGAGAAAAAGAAGUGGUAAGAGUCCUUUUAAGAAAAAGAGACAUCCAAGAGUGACGUUCAAUGACAAGCUUUUCUUCAUUGACCCUGUUCAGCCUGCUGUGACAUCAAACCACGUGGAAUCCGCACAGGAAGCUCAAGAGGUUAUAGUCCAUAUACCAGCUGAGGAUGACAACAGUUCUGAAGGCAGUGACGACGGCUCUCACAACGUGGUGAGCUUUUUAAAUUUCGGCUACGGUUCGCGACUGGCGGCCAUGAGUGAGAAAGAUCCGGAAGAAUUUGAUGACAUGGAUCAUAACACGUUCUUUCCCCCUCCGCCUAAAGGCCCGCCGCCGAAGCCACCGGAUUCUGACGAGGAAAACUCCGACAGCAUCUCGAUGGGAUCAAGAAGUGAUUAUGAAAAUGAGGUGAAUGUGCACUUGGAAAAGUACAACCCAGAUGAUGUAGCAGAUGUCAGUGGGAUUUUGUUAAGCCAUUCUCCAUCUGACUCUACUACGGAAAGCACAGACCAGUUAGUGACUGGUUACCCAAAUGUUAUGUUUCCCAAUGGUGGUUCGUUUUUGAGAAGUUUUUCGCUGAACGAAGCGACGACUGAGUUGUAAGGAAACUACUACAAAACCGGACAGUUUAAGGAGGUUCUUUUAUAAUGGAUAAAGAGAAAAGCAAUAUAUACACCGGCUCAAAUAACAUGAAAGAUGAGGCUAUUUAUUAGUUAAUAAACAAUGCAAACCGAAUUUCAUGGUAAGCAAAAACCGAAAAAAAAUAGAUCACUCAAUUGGUUUUUGCCUAACACAUUGGUGUAGGGAUAUUAUUUUCUAUUUUGAUUUAUUCAUUUUUUCUUACUUUUUAAGAUUAUAAGGUAAUUACUUUUUUCAUUUAGUCCCCUAAUUUCGAUAAGAUGUACUUCUAUUAGUCUCAAUGUUUUCUUAUUCUAGCCGGCGUAUGAGCUUUGAAAAACUUUAUCGUCCAUAUUCAGAAAGAUGGAAUUUUUUUUUUUAUCUUUGUUUAGGAAUUUCGUAAAGGCGUACUUAUGACAGUUUCGAGUAUGUAUUUUUGGUCGCCAGCUAGCAUAUGUUUAAUUGCUGAAUGCUUUAGUUUGGCGAUAAGUUUAACUUUGCAUGCACUUUGUAGACAAUCUAGAAAGGUUAUCACAUAGAAUUCUCAUGUCACAAAAUUUACUUUUUGACGGUCAAAUAGUAAUAAAAAUAAAAAAUAUAUUUUUGCAAAGGUGAAAA
Messenger RNA from Stylophora pistillata, 3629 nucleotides. Its product is annotated as cadherin EGF LAG seven-pass G-type receptor 2. Lineage: Eukaryota; Metazoa; Cnidaria; Anthozoa; Scleractinia; Pocilloporidae. Gene Ontology annotation, molecular function: calcium ion binding. Gene Ontology annotation, biological process: homophilic cell-cell adhesion. Gene Ontology annotation, cellular component: plasma membrane. The record is from RefSeq and is a predicted model, not a curated record.